GGCACGCAGGGUAACGUGACUCAUCAGUUAUACUGACUCUUGGUGAACGACCGGCUUCGGUACUUUUUUGCCAUGUCUACACACAGUGAAGUUCUAGCAAUCUGGUUGAAACGAGUGAAUGAAGAAGGUCCCCAAUCAGUGGAGUGUCUAGUUCGACAGCACGUCUCGUCAACUGUUCAGUCUCUGCUUCGCGAGAAAUCAUUGGGCGACCGCUGCGAUCCCCACGAUGUAAACCUAUGUGCCGCAGUUUUGAGACACCAAGUCAUCGACUCUCUAGACUGGUUUAUAUGCGCUGGAGACCCUGCUGAGCGCGUCGAACAUAUCCGAAGCAGUGAAGCUCCACCCAGCGUCUGUGGGCGAACGCUGAAGUAUGGAGAACCCGUCUAUACGUGCAGGGACUGUGGUAACGAUGCAACGUGUGUCUUGUGUUCAGAGUGUUUUCAAAAGAGUUCACACCGAAAACACAGAUAUAAGCUGCACACAGCUGGUGGCGGUGGCGUCUGUGAUUGUGGAGAUGCAGAGGCAUGGAAAGACUUUGGAUGGUGCGAAAUACAUCAGCCAGUGAUCAGCCCACCAAACAAUUUAGUGUUACCCAGUGAUAUGUCGAUUCGAGCGUAUGGUGUGGCAGAGCAAUGCAUGCGUUAUGCUAUAGAUGUACUUUCUUGGAAACCAACGGACUCUCUUCCUUUGGAUCUUGCAGAAAAAGAUAUGAAUGACUGUUACGUUGCAGUAAUGGUAAACGAUGAAGUUCACUCGUUUGAUGAGGUCGUACACAAACUAUGCAAAGUACUCGAUCUUUCGUCUGUGCAAGCUCUACAGUUGGCCACAGAGGUCGAUCGUGUGGGACGAACUCCCAUCUUUGUGUCGACCAAAUUAAAGUGCAAGAAAGUGCAAGCAGAAGUCAUGAAAGGCACAAUGAAGCAUGGUCGCGAGUUACGUGUUGAAGUCAUUCCGGCUCUCCUGCUUGCUCAUCAGAACUGUGCUAUUCAACUGUUGCUUUGGUUACAGGAACUUGGAACAAAGUGUUCUGCCUUGCGUAACCUAUUUUGUGAAGUUGCACUGAAGUGUCCAGCAGAUCGUGUAGAAUCAAUUUCGAUACUUGGGAAAGUGUUGUUAAAUGAUUCUCUGCUAUGGAAAGAGGCCAGAAAUGCUUGUCAGCAGUUGUUUACUAAACAAAUGUUAUUUGACCCAUUGUGUAAAAAGAUGUUGAGUGUGGAGUAUGUGAAGUGGUACCAUGAACUGCAUGAUCAAUUUCUUCAUGACGAUCACGAACAUGCCAUUUCUGUGAUAUCAAUUUCAGUGCAGCUGUUUACCACUCCAUCCAUUGCUCAGAUGUUGGUGGUUGAACACGACGCUCUAAAGCGUGUACUGGAUGUGUACAUUUCUUAUGUGAACGUAGAGAAACAAGGGCAUAGCAAGAAGCUGUCUCUUCCAAAACUUCCAUUUCACUUUUUCAGACGCGGCCGGUGGAUGCUUUAUGAUUUCUCGUAUCUUUUGCAGAAUGGAAGGGGAGAAUGGACACCUGUUUUAAUGGAGAAGUUUCUUAAUGCUUUUCAGUCUCUGUUACAAUUGCUGUCUUACGUACAGGGUGUUGACACCAGUGUCAGACAAACAUCUCUUCAUGUGUUAUAUGAAUUGGAUUGGGAACCCGCAAUUAAUUUGCAGAUUGAUCUCUGUCAUGUUCUUCCUUUGGUGCUACAGUGGUGUUCAUCAGAGGCUCAAGUAUUGUCUGCAUGUAUCAAGCUUACGUUGGCAGCUAUAGAGAAGGAACGACCGAGGGCAAAGAUAAAAUAUGAUUCAGAUCAUAUUGAAGUGUUUGAUGUCUUUCACGGUCCAUCGACAAUACAUUAUCCACUUCCAAGACUUUUGGCGAGCUUGUUGGUUUAUGCUGACAAAUACCAGUUGACAUUUCAAGAACUUUUGGAUGUUGGCAAGGAUCCUUGUAUUGGGCAGUAUCUAAUGGAGGAGCCUUUGAGGGCAAUAGUGUUUGCAGCCCAAGUGAACAGCGGUUACUGGCGACGUAAUGGAUAUGCUUUACUGAGUCAGGUUGCCAAUUAUCAGCUUUCUUGUCGCUCAGAAACGUAUGACCAAGACAUUGUGCUGCUGCAAGUGUGUGCUGCUGUGAUGGAUCCAGAACUGUUUAUCAAAACAGUUGUGAAACGAUUUGGUCUGGCCAAAUGGAUGGAUUCCAAAUUUUGCCCAGACAAGAAGCCUGUGCCAGAGGAUCAAGUGAAGCUAGAACUUCGAAUGGCUGAAGAAAUGAUGCAACUGCUUAUAAUGGUGCUUGGUGAAAGAUACCACUAUGGUGUCGGUCAAGUGACACUUGAGCAGUGUGUAUCUCGUGAGAUAUUACACAGGCUGUGCAUGGGUCCUUGUCCUCACAGCAAACUUCAGAACAUCCUUCCCAAACAGGCACUGAAUGCCGAUGGUGAAACAGAAGUGAAUCUUGAUCAGAUUCUCUCAGUAGUUGCCACAUUCAAACAUGCUGGUCCUGGUACCAAGAGACAAUACGAAGUGAAACUGGAAUGUUUGUCUCAGUUUUCACCGUUUUUCUACCAUUAUAGUCGAAGUGACCUUUCAAAGGCGACCGAAUAUUUAAAGAAGAGAGCCAAAACCGAAGGCAGCAGUGAUGUGUUUCAGUCACUUCCGGCUGCUCUGCCUAAUUUUACAUUGCCGUUUGAUGGUGUGAGAAAUCUCUUCAGAACGGAACAGCUUUCAUGCCUUAUUAGUCUGAUUGCUGGUCGAACGGCAUGCAUGGUGUCACAGCUUUGGACUGAGCAUUUAUCAUAUGCGGCUAUGUACUUGGCUGGAAUGGCAUUGCUUGAUGAAGAAGACCACGGACUGGAGCUUUCUAGACCAGGCCUGCCAUUUACGCAGCUUUCAUACAAAGACACAUUAGGUGUACCAAAGGGUCUGUUUACAUUUGAUACAAUAAUGCAACGUUUUAGAGGGUGUCAGCGAGUGGAGAGCCAUGGUGCACUUAUAAUUUCUGUGUUCAAGAAACUUAAUGAAAUGUGCGGUAAUGAUCCAGAGGUGAUGCCAACAAGUGAGGAGGCUUGGGUUAAGUUUUUGCAUUCAGUUGUCAGUUUACCUGGUGGAGAAGCAGCAAGACCCUUUCUGGUUGAGAAGGAGAAAGCUCUUAUGUUGGCAAGGGCUGAACAGAAACAGAAGCAAGAGAAAGAAAAGGCAACUAAACAGAAAUCAUGUUCCUCGCCAUUCUCACACUUUUGGAAGUGUUCUAAACAUAAAAGCACAGAACAAUCGACUGAAAAAGGUCAGUCAGCUGGAAAGUCAUGUGAUAAGCAGAAGAGGACUAGAACAAUGGCUGAAGAGAGAAAGCAGCAGAUAAUGGCGAAAAUGAAAGUGCAGCAGGAGGAGUUUAUGAAGCACCAUUCGUAUUUGCUAGAGUCAUCUGAGACAAAAAUUGAUACGUGCUCAAGUGUGGACGACACUGACUUGCCAAUGGAAUGCUGUGAUUCCCAGCCUGUUGCUGUUGGCCUGUGUUGUACUUGGCAGCUGAAGAGUCGACUGAAACCUAAAAUUUUGUGCAUUUUGUGUCAAGAGGAGCAGCCCAGCGAGAUUCUGGUUUAUGCGUCGUGUAUACAACGAUCAUCAGUGUUAUGUUGUCCAGAAAGCCUAGACCAGUGUGUGCCAGGACCUGAUCAUUGUUGCGAUCUUCUAAAGGCUUGUUGUAGUGGAAUACAUGUCAGCAGCUGUGGUCAUGCAAUGCACUUUGCAUGUUGGAGAAGGUUUAUUGAAACGAAACAAUCAGAGCAGGAACGACGGAUGGUGUUUCGACCUCGUCAAUGUUAUAGUGUCGAAGCUGGAGAAUUUUUGUGCCCUUUGUGUGGCUGUUUUUCUAAUGCCGUUUUACCAGCAUUGCCUCCAAGUGUUGAAACUAUUAUUACAAAAGAUAGUACAAAAGAAAUACUUAAGAGGAAGGACUGCUUUCAACUACUCAGACAGGCAGCAUCCGAACAUUGCCAAGUCAUGAUGAGUAGCUGCAUUAGAAACACAGCUGUGCAAGUUGCCUGUUGUGUGGCUGCUGAUCAUGUGCUGGUGCCAAUCACUGAUGGUGCAUAUGAAUGUGUUUCUCACCAACUUGAAGCUUACAAGUUAUUCUUACAGUCAACUUUAGUGAAUGGUCUCGGACAACUGCCAGACGAUAGUGAUAUACGAGUUCUUGUCUCUUCUUGGCAAUCGUGUGCUUACACUCUCUUUGCUGCUGAGCAACAAAUGCGAUUAUUUGGUGAUGGACGGUUUGAUAGCCUCUCUUGUCGACAGAAAGAGUGUCUUCAGGCUCUUGUAUGGCAUGCAUCAACAGCCUCACGACACUUUAACCCCAACAGCGUGAAACGAGUCUGUCUCACUCUUCUAACAGCUGUUUUUUGUCCUGGCAACAGCACAAACGAGCCAUGUGUAGUGGAAUUAAGUGCAUUAAAUCUACUGAUUGGUCUCUUGUUUUCGUUGCCGUUCUUGGAUGUGGAUGCAGUGGACUAUUUCAGUGUCACACCAAACUGCCAGGAACAUGUAGUGUGGUUGGCAUUUGCUCUAUGUAUUGUACAAGCUCUGCUGACAUUGGAUAUGGAAGAACUGAAUGAAGAUGUGGGUCAACGAGACGUGGACGAUCUAGUAAAGCAACUUCUGGUGCAAUUGAGGCAUGAUGAUGUCUCAAGGGCUAACUUCUCUGCCUCUGGUGUGCCUGCAACUCUGGAGUGCCAAGUUUCCUCUUUUGUGCGCUCGGCAGUGUUACUCUUUCAUUUUCUGUCUGACAUUCCAUUGCCAGAUGAGAGCACAGGUGCGUUGUCAACAGAAGGUCUGUUGCAUUACCUUGGGCUUCCAACAUUGGCCAAUGUACUGCAGGAGAUCAGCAGUCUUUCAGUAACAGAAGAUGGACGUUUUAUUGAAGAGUGGUGUAGAUGUCAUCAACAGCACAUGGAUUGUGACGGACAGACCAGAAGUAUCAUGUCCUCUCCUGUCACCAGGCCCUUGAUUGAUCUUCCACAUGAAUAUUUUGACAUUGUGGAAAAAGUUGCAACUUUUAGAUGUCCGAAUUCUCAGGGAGAGGGAAGUCGUUCUCCUGCUCUGUGUCUUGUGUGUGGCACAAUUGUUUGUGUUCAAAGCUACUGUUGUCAAACAGAAUCAGAUGGACAAAUGGUUGGAGCUUCAACUGUCCACAGCAGAAAGUGCUCAUCAGGAGUCGGUCUGUACCUGUACGUUCGUGAAUGUGAGGUUGUCUUGCUUGCUGGAGGUGGAAGAGGCUGUUUGUAUCCCACUCCUUAUGUUGAUGAGUAUGGUGAAACAGACGUGGGACUCAAACGUGGAAAUCCUCUUUAUUUGUGUGAGGACAGCUACAAGAAGCUGAAAGAAAUCUGGCUGAAACAUAUGAUGUAUGAAGUGGUUGUCAACAGCAUGGAGAAACAUCCCACUCUUAUGGAUAUUCCGUGGGCACACACUUAAUGUCUCUAGUCAGGAGUUAAGCGUCUAGCUGUUCAGACUUGGUAGUUGUCAAAAUAUUGUAUUUGUAUAUAUUCUUUCUACAGACAGACAAACAGUCUACUCAUCUUCUAAGUUAUAAACAAAUGUUAUUACAGUUAGCCGGAAUGAGUUACUUUUUUAAUGUUUAGACUGAAGUGGUGGUGUUACUGUAUUGUUGUCCUACCCUAGAAUCAUAUCAUAAUCAUAAUAUCUUAGUUCUGCAGUAUCAUAUUGAUUAGAUUGCUGUAGAGCAAUUGGUAAUACCAUAUGAACUGCUGGCUGUGA
Molecule: messenger RNA, 5763 nt
Organism: Corticium candelabrum
Lineage: Eukaryota; Metazoa; Porifera; Homoscleromorpha; Homosclerophorida; Plakinidae
Product: E3 ubiquitin-protein ligase UBR2-like
Exons: 48
Coding region: 73-5460 (1795 amino acids)
Biological process (GO): ubiquitin-dependent protein catabolic process via the N-end rule pathway
Molecular function (GO): ubiquitin protein ligase activity; zinc ion binding
Source: RefSeq, a predicted model, not a curated record